Messenger RNA from Physella acuta, 1534 nucleotides. Its product is annotated as cadherin-99C-like. Gene Ontology annotation, cellular component: plasma membrane; catenin complex; adherens junction. Gene Ontology annotation, biological process: multicellular organism development; cell-cell adhesion mediated by cadherin; adherens junction organization. Gene Ontology annotation, molecular function: cadherin binding; beta-catenin binding; calcium ion binding. Lineage: Eukaryota; Metazoa; Mollusca; Gastropoda; Physidae. The record is from RefSeq and is a predicted model, not a curated record.
GGGUCCUCAAUAACUCAAGGCUCUUUGACUUACCUGUUAGUGACCCAGAUACACCACUGAAUCAGUUGGUAUUUACUUCAACUGAACUUACUGCUGACAGAUAUGUCUACAUAAGUGGGUUAAGCUUAUUCAAUGUUAAGCAGUUUGACAGAGAAGUAAUUCCCCAACAUACUGUUACUGUAAGAGUUGCAGACCCUCAAGGAAAUACUGCUACAGCUACUGUCAUUAUAAUUGUACAAGACAUCAAUGACAACAGCCCUGCAUUUGGACAAAGCCAGUACACUUUCAGUAUACAAGAAAACCAACCAGUGACCACAAUUGUUGGCUCAGUUUCAGCUACAGAUGCUGAUGAGCCCAACACACCAAACUCAGCCCUAACAUAUGGCAUGGUCCAGACAUUGGACUUUGAUAAAUUUACCAUAAACCUAUCAAGUGGGCAGCUGUCUUCCAAUGCCAUAUUUGAUUAUGAAACAAAACAGCAAUACCAGAUAGUUGUUAGAGUCUCUGACAAUGGAAAUGCCCCACGGACUACAGUCGUGCCAGUCACAGUCAACAUUUUAGAUCUUCAAGACAAUCCACCAUUAUUCCAAGUUCUCAACACAGAGGUCUCAAUUAAUGAAAAUGUUGCAAAUAUACUUGUGGCAACUCUUAAGGCUGAUGAUGCUGACUCUGUUAAGAGCUACAAUUUUGUCCUGGCUGAUAAUGCAGACUCUUCAGCUUUCUCUGUACAAACUGUGAUCAAUGAGGCAAGAGUUUAUUUAAACACUGCACUGGACUAUGAGGUGAAAAUCCGCUACACUUUCCAGGUGACAACUCAAGGAAUGAUAGGAAAUAUUUUGUACACAACGGCCUCAGUCACAGUCAAUGUUUUGGAUAUGAAUGAUAACCCCCCAGUGAUUGGACAAUACUCUGCAACAGUUACUGUACUGGAAACUGUAGCUAUAGGCUCAGCUCUGAGUUAUUUAACAGCUACAGAUGCAGAUGGGACUUCACCAAACAACAGGAUAGAGUACAAAGUCCAAAGUGUCAGCCCAAACAGUGUUAGCAACCUCUUCUAUGUUGGUGAGAAGAGUGCUAUUCUAACAGUUGCAUCCUCACUCCAAGCUGACAGGACUGUCAACACUUAUACUGUCAAUGUCAUUGCCUUUGAUUUAGGCACACCAUCUUUAACUGCCACAGGGACAGUCACUGUGACUGUAAAACGCAACACUGCACCAGUUUUCCAAGGUAGCUCAACAACUAUUCCAGCUGUAAAUGAGAAUAUUGCAAUUUCUACUUCCAGUAGAAAGUUUUAAUACUUUUGUAGCAGGAUAUAUUUUUUAUAAAUAACUUCUGAUUGUCCAGUUGCUCAGAAGCUCAGUUUUAUUUUAGCUUGAAUACAAUUUUUGGCCAUUUUGAAUUUGAAUUCAACCGAGAUACGUUUUUCUUCCGGAAAUACACAGCCUGAUCAACAUUUUUACCAAAGUUUAUCCAAAAAAUUUAAUCACUGAACAUUCUGUGGUAAGUAAACAAUAUUAUCAUUUAUGAUAGAUUU